AUGUGCACACAGCUAAACAUCCAUAGAAAACUCCAGGAUGUGCACACAGCUAAACAUCCAUGGGGACAGGUCGCAUCUCCAGGGUUCCCCCAGAACUUCAUAUACAGCCACGCUGCACGACCACUACACCAGCGAAGUCAAUCGCCGAUGCUCACAUUCACAACUGCAACAUUAAGAAUUGUCAACCGAGGUGAUUCGUUCCGGCGCCGGCGGUCAAGAUCUGGCAGUUUAGUCCCAGCAUCACCAGCUCAGUCAGCCCCAGAAAACCAAGAGCGGCGACCUGUUGCCUGCCACAGAGUGGCGAUGGUGGGAGCGCCUGGAGUGGGGAAAACGGCGCUCAUAAGCCAGUUUCAGACUAGCGAAUGCAUAAACGCUUACGACAGACAAAGAGAUGCGGACGGCACUGAGCAAAAAGUAUCGAUACUACUCAAUGGGGAAGAAUCGGAGUUAUACUUUGUAAAUUGCACUACAACAAGGGAGGAAAUCGACAGGUGCGAGCCCCCAGAUGCCUUCGUUAUAAUCUAUUCAGUAGUCGACAAAGCCUCUUUUCAAAAGGCAGAACAGGAACUGGCGAGGCUUAUGGACUUCGACAUGCUUAGGUCCAGACCAGCUGUGCUAGUAGGAAAUAAGAUUGACCUGGCCAGGAGUCGUGCAGUGUCAACACAAGACGGAAAGUGCCUCGCCUGCACUUACAAGGCGAAAUUCAUUGAAGUCUCCGUCGGCAUCAACCAUAACGUAGACGAGUUGUUAGUCGGCAUUCUCAAUCAGAUACGAUUGAAAAAGCAGCAGUUCUCAGCCGAGGGCGGCAGAGAAUCCUCGCCCGCCCAUUGGUACAAGUCCCGAGGCGUUGUCCGGGCUAGUAUGAAAGCUAGACAAAUGCUGACUUGGAUCUUCGGCAAAGAAGACUCGAAGUUCAAAAACUGUGAGAACUUACACGUUCUGUGA
Messenger RNA from Leptosia nina, 945 nucleotides. The record is from the annotation of a GenBank genome assembly. NCBI's taxonomy places the organism in Eukaryota, Metazoa, Arthropoda, Insecta, Lepidoptera, Pieridae.